UAAAACCGCAUGAAUUUCACUUCAAUCGAAGACUAAUUCAUAAUACGAAAAACCAGUCGUAAAAUCACAGAUUAAUUUAAAAAUUAUAAAGUUUUGGCGAGGAUCCUUACUAAAUAUAGUUUCGCCAUAGUCGGAAGAUAUCAUUAAAUUUCGUCGUUUUUAUAGUUGCACUGCAUCAAAAUCAUAGCAUAAUUAUCUCCUUCCAAAUUGUUAUAGGUUGAAGUAACCCUUUUUAAAGAUUCAAAGGACCUUCUUUAUAGCGUAUUUGUUUAUUUUUAUUCUAUUUAUAAUUUUUAUUUAGUUAAAUCAUAUUAUAAAUAUUUUUUCCAUAGUUCGUAACUUGCUCUGCAACCCUUUACUCACAAUUAUAAGCCCUUGGUCAUCUCGAGUUUUUUUCCUAUUUCAAAAAAAAAAUAAUAUCUUUAUGAUGGCAGCUGACGCAACUAUUCUCGGCAUACCUUUAAAGUAUGUCAGUUUGGUCACACUUUGCAUUCAAAAUAGUACGCUAGUAAUCGUAAUGCGUUACUCUCGACUUGAUAAAGAGAAUUUAUAUUAUACUUCAACUGCCGUAUUUUUAUCAGAGCUAAUUAAGCUCAUUAUCUGUCUCUAUGUCGCUGGACGAAAUCAAGUGCGUGAGACUGGACGACUUAGUAUUCAAGAACUCUAUUCUCAAAUUUUUGCACCUGACGCAUGGAAAUUAAUGAUUCCAGCAGCUCUUUACACUAUUCAAAAUAAUUUACAAUAUGUUGCCGUAAGCAUGUUGGAUGCUGCUACCUUUCAAGUUACUUAUCAAUUAAAAAUCUUGACAACAGCUUUAUGUUCUGUCAUUAUGCUCAAAACUUCUUUAAGCGGAAUGAAAUGGUUUUCUUUAGUCUUACUCACUUUUGGUGUUGCACUUGUUCAAAUGCCAAGUAGCGAUCAUGUAAAUUCAAAUGAGGAUGAUGAUGCGACCAUGGAAAAAAUUGUGGGUUUAGGGGCUGUGGCUGUAGCUUGCGUAAUUUCUGGUAUCGCUGGUGUAUAUUUUGAAAAAGUUCUUAAAAAUUCUAAAGCUUCCGUAUGGAUUCGAAAUGUUCAACUUUCAUUCUUUUCACUUUUCCCGGCUUUAAUUAUGGGAGUUUGGUGGAAAGAUGGGGCAGGAGUUUGGAAAAAUGGGUUCUUUUAUAAUUACAAUUAUGUAGUUCUAGGAGCAAUCGCCUGUCAAGCUAUUGGUGGUAUUAUUGUUGCCAUGGUCGUAAAAUAUGCAGACAAUAUUCUUAAGGGAUUUGCUACAUCAAUCUCAAUUAUUCUUAGCUUCCUCGCAUCAGUUUAUCUCUUUAAUUUUAUUGUUACUUCAACAUUUUUGAUGGGGGCUACACUUGUUUUAAUUGCAACAUAUGUGUAUAGUAAACCUGAUCCAAAAAAAGAAAUACCUUCAAAUAAUAAGGAAAAAGAUGAUGGGUAUGGUUAUGAUUAUACUCCUGCUAAUAAUGUUAACGGAAACGGUUAUACUUCCGUUGAUGGAUCUGAAUCACAAGUUUGAUUGGAAAUUAUUUUCUUUUUUUUUUUAAAUCACACACAUAUAUACAGAAAAAAUUCCCAACCAUUCUUCUUCAGCUUCAAAAAAUCGAAGUAACGAAACAUUCGAUAAAAAAUCAUAAUCGACUCUUCAAGUUCUUUUUUUUCCCUGUUUUAACUAUUAUAGAUUUAAAUGUAUAAUAUAAGUUUUUACUUUGUAGAUUUAUAAUUAUUGUUAUAUAAUAAUAGCUUAUUAUAAAUCUAAGAUUUUUUAUAGUGUAUAUUAAAUUACAAUACAGAGUUAAACUUUUUAAUUUCUAUUUGUUCUAUAAUAUAACGCAGACUUGAACUUUUUUAAUUUCUAUUUAUUCUAUAAUAAUUAAAAGGGGGGGGGAUUAGAUUGAUUAAUUAUAUUAUUUUAAUUAAGGGUCGCUGCAAAUUUCAUAAAUGAUAAUUUGUAAAUAGUUAAGUUCAAAAAUAAACUAACUUAUAG
Messenger RNA from Rhizophagus irregularis DAOM 181602=DAOM 197198, 1987 nucleotides. RefSeq lists its product as uncharacterized. Lineage: Eukaryota; Fungi; Glomeromycota; Glomeromycetes; Glomerales; Glomeraceae. Gene Ontology annotation, molecular function: UDP-galactose transmembrane transporter activity. Gene Ontology annotation, cellular component: Golgi membrane. Gene Ontology annotation, biological process: pyrimidine nucleotide-sugar transmembrane transport. The record is from RefSeq and is a predicted model, not a curated record.